Molecule: messenger RNA, 2785 nt
Organism: Ilyonectria robusta
Lineage: Eukaryota; Fungi; Ascomycota; Sordariomycetes; Hypocreales; Nectriaceae
Exons: 8
Coding region: 383-2605 (740 amino acids)
Biological process (GO): DNA-templated transcription; regulation of DNA-templated transcription
Molecular function (GO): zinc ion binding; DNA-binding transcription factor activity, RNA polymerase II-specific; DNA binding
Source: RefSeq, a predicted model, not a curated record
UGACAAGGGGUUCCGCGCGUCCCUCCCACCCGCAAGAUCUUAACCCUCUUGCAUAGCCUUUGCCGCCAUGCGCAGAUCGUCAUGCUAAUGAUAUCAUGACAGGGGUGCCAUCUUACAAGAGAGACAUAUUUUCCCGGAGGCCGACCUGCACGUUUUCCGGGAUUUCUUCCUCCACCCUCCAUCCUGCCGCAACCCCCGACCCAUCUUUGCCGAUUAGCGUUGAAUCUGCCCGUUGCAUCGUCGCUCCCACCCGUGGCUGCUGCAUGGUUGCCAUAGGCCAUCCAAACUUAGGUUACGGCCGCAUCGAAACCCACGUGAGUCCCGCGGAGGCCAGACGGGGAAACUAGACGCUUGAAGCUCUUCCCCGAGCCCCCGUCCCGCCAUGAACGACGGCAAUAACCCCCAAUUUCAUGAUGUCGACGCUACAGACGACGGCCAAGACGAAAUCUCCGACUCUGCUCAGAACAGUGUACCCCUCUCCUCUAUUCGACGAGCCUGUGACGCCUGUCGGACGCGCAAGAUCCGGUGCGACAGGAAUUCUCCUUGCUCCCAUUGUAUUCACGCCAAAAUAGCUUGUACCCACGCCAACAAAGGGCCCAAAGAGAAGCGCACCCGCAUCCUUCUGUCUGCCCAGUAUGAGAGAAAGAUCGAUCUCAUUGAUCGCCGCCUCGAAGGAGUCACUCGCCUGCUUGAGGAAAUAAAGACCACCAUACCGGUUGCUAAUGCUCAACUUGCUGCUCAGGGCAAGGAUGCUACACCAGACAGGACUUCUCAGCCAUCUGGUUCCUCAACUUCAACGCCCUUCAGUCUCGCCAUGCAACUUGCUUCUAAUAGCCCUAUCAUCGAGGCCGAGGCUGAGUCCUCGCUGGCUGCCCACUCCAUCUUCGCCGAAGAUUUCCUCCAGAACGUCAUCGGGAGUGAUUCCUUACAGAGCGCAGACCUGGAAAUGCGCAAGUCCCUAGACUCGCUCCACUGCAUUGUCGAUGCUCUGAAGCAACAGACUGCCGGUACCGAAAUGGUGUAUACCAUGGCAAACUACGUUUCUCGUCCUACACUUUCAGAUAUCAAAUUGCCACCCAUUCAGAAGACCGUCGCACUUAUCCACGAAUUCAAAGGCAAAUACUCAAAUGUAGCCACCUGGAUUUUUGAUGUCUGCCCGUUGGAUGAUUUUUCAGAGAUUUGUCUCAGAAUUUACGUAUCCAAGGAUUUUUCUGAGGCCGACUUUAUUAUUUCCAAUAUCGGCAUGAUGUAUCUUUUUCAAGAACUAUCAUGUUCCACGGACAAGGAAGAGAACCUGUCGUAUUUCGAAAUGUGCCGUAUUAACGUCGAGACGGCUUUGGGUAACUUACCCUUACACUUACCCGCCAACCAGACUAUGAUUGCGGCUCUUGUCUUGGGGUCUUAUUAUGCCAUCGAAAUCUCAAAACCCUCGCUCUCUUGGACUUUGAUAUCCAAAGCAUCCGAAUUGUGCCAGACACUAGGCUACCAUCGACUAUCAUCUCUCAAAGACCAAGCUAAUAAAUCGGACCGAAAACAGUUCCUGUUUUGGUUCGUAUACUUCAUGGACAAAAGUCUAUCCCUUCGCUUAGGUCGGGUAUCGACGAUCCAAGACUGGGAUGUAUCCGUUCCCAUGCCGUCGAUAGAGGACGUCCACAUCACCCCACUAUCGGCAUUUUUUGCCAUGUGGAUCAAAACCGCCCGAUGCCAGGGAGAUAUCUAUGAGAAACUAUACAGUCCGGACUCUGUCAGUCAACCCAACCAUGUGCGUGUGGCCCGGGUUGCAGCUAUCACAGGGGACCUAGAGGAGAUCAGAAAACAGACAAGUGAAGUUACUGCAGAAUGGUUGAACCAGGCGAGUACGAAAAUAGGAGCGCCAAUGGUACAGCUUAUGUCUCUUUCAGACGAUGUCCUCCGCCUGUCGCUCCUUACACUUGCGUAUCGAGCAACCCGGUCUCCCGAAAGUACUCAAUCUACUUUCGUUCCUGAAUGCAUAGAGGCCGCACGAGCAACGCUCCAACGGCACCAACAGUACAUGGCUUGUCUCGAAAGCACGGUUCCCUAUUAUUUCCCUUCCUACGUGCACUGGACCUUAAUGUUCGCUCCUUUCACGCCGUUUAUUGUUCUCUUCUGUCAGGUCAUCGAGACUCGGGAUCAGAGAGACCUCACCAGCCUCUACAACUUUGUCAAUUCCACAGAAUCAGCCCCUAUGGUCUCAAAUGCCGCGGCCAAGAUGCACCGUCUAUUCCAAGUGCUUUACGCCGUGGCUUUCCGGUUCGUCGAGUUUCGUAACUCGACCCCGCCGGCAGACCAGUCUUGGGUGAAUGCCGAAUGUAACCCAUGCAUCAACACACUAGGCAUCGCUUCUAUGGAUCCCGGGCAGCGACAGCAGCAGCAAAUGGCCCUAGUAAGCGAUGACCAGGGGCUUCCGGUUUUCGGAUACCCCCCAGGACAGAGUGAGGUUCUGGAUGCAAUAUAUGGUCAAGGGGGGGCGAACUCGAUGAUGUGGAUGAACAACACAGAGCAGCUCGAGGAUUGGUUCAACAGCAACCAGCAGAUUCUGGAAAUGGUAGAAGUGCCGGAUUUCAAUUACCCUCAGCAGACCUAAAGGGAAAGAGCAGUGGUUUUCGGGUUACAUAGAUACGUUGUGAUGCGAGUGGAUACUUAGAUGUGGGCAUUUUUUGACAGUCGAUGUGGUACUCCGUAGGUGCAAAGAAAAUGCUCGACUCCGACGGUCUAGAUAUGUUUGAUUUAAUUAGGUAGUGAGCUGAAGGAUGUGUCGUCUAAG